AAGAAGAUGGAAAAGUACGGGGCGUGCAGCUGGUCGCUGCUGGUGCUAUGGGGUCUGUUGCUGCCUAUGGUCGCCCAGGCAGGGAGAGAGAUGCCCUUUCUCUCCGACAUGAAGAUGUGUGCCGAUGGUGAAUGCAGUCAUCCCAUCCUGAUUGCCCGUGCCCGCCAGGAUUACUACCCACAGGACUGUCGCUUCAUCCCCCUGCGCCAGGGCCAGCUGGUGUAUGUCUAUGCCAUGCUGAAGGACCGUGGUACUCUCUUCUGGGCAGGCAGUGUCCAGGGGUCCUACUAUUCGGAGCAGGAGGCGCGCCUUGGUCACUUCCCCAACGACCUCGUUGAAGAGACCCACGCCCUGAUGCCAGCGGAAGUUGAGGUCAAAACUACCAAAUGGGAUUUUUACUGCUAUUGACAACGGUUAUAGAAAUCCAGACCACGAUUUACAAUGGAUAACCCCGAGAUUUUUUGGCUACGCAGUACGCACUGUUCUAUGGAUUUAGCGCGCGAAGGGAAGCAAGCUGCGGGCUGCAUUAUGACAUGCUGUAUAUCUUUUUUUUUGUCUAUUUUAUAUUAGUCACCGGAUAGGCAAGCUUUGAGCCGACCCCCUCUAGUGUACAAUAAACUAAACGAAGCUGCUUUGAA
This is a messenger RNA of Engraulis encrasicolus (European anchovy), 638 nucleotides long. It is a transcript of the gene mia, whose product is annotated as MIA SH3 domain containing. Gene Ontology annotation, biological process: extracellular matrix organization. Gene Ontology annotation, molecular function: protein binding. The transcript is spliced from 4 exons. NCBI's taxonomy places the organism in Eukaryota, Metazoa, Chordata, Actinopteri, Clupeiformes, Engraulidae. The coding region runs from base 7 to 408 and encodes 133 amino acids. The record is from RefSeq and is a predicted model, not a curated record.